This is a messenger RNA of Saccostrea cuccullata (small rock oyster), 8580 nucleotides long. RefSeq names its product myotubularin-related protein 13-like. The record is from RefSeq and is a predicted model, not a curated record. Gene Ontology annotation, molecular function: guanyl-nucleotide exchange factor activity. Gene Ontology annotation, cellular component: membrane; cytoplasm. Lineage: Eukaryota; Metazoa; Mollusca; Bivalvia; Ostreida; Ostreidae.
UUCCCUUUGACCGGAUGUAGUUUACAAGUCAAAAAGAUUCAAAAUGGCCGACUUGAAAUGAGAGAGGCUCGAUUAAGAAAUUUCCCGGUUCCUUAGGCGAUGUCCCGCUUGGCCGACUACUUUGUCGUGAUUGGAUAUGAUCACGAUAAAGACAGGAAUGGGUCAAGUGAGGGACGGAUCCUCCAGCGUUUUCCAGAGAAUGACUGGGAGGCUUGCCCGUUUACCCAGAGUAUUGAGUUGUUUUGUCGGCCAGUUGGAUGGACCCUUUCAGCACAGAGACAACCCCCGGAAUUCUUUGUGGCAGUUCUGACGGACAUUGAUGCAGACCGCCACUAUCUGUCCGUCCUGACGUUCAGCGAGAGUAUCGCCGUCUCCCCCACAAAGUCAGACGAUGGGGACACGGAGGAGGACUCGGCCCUCAAUAUACAUUCCCUCAUGUACUCCCCCAAAUGUCUUGUUCUGGUCUCACGGCUGGACUACUUUGAAACAUUUAAGAAUUGUCUGGGCAUUAUCUAUACUGCAUAUGUGGACAAAUUAGAUGUACAGCUAGAGGUGUUGGUGGGAAACAUACUCGGCUGUGUACAGGUACCUCCGCCAGGUGGUCCUCAGAUUCGAUUUUCGAUUGGUGCGGGGGACAGGCAGGCCCUCCAGCCCCCUGUCAGUGCCACGGUCCCCUCAUCACGGAAUGUCACAGCGCUACUGUUCCAACAACUAGGAAUACAGAAUGUUCUGACAUUGUUUUGUGCUGCUCUAACCGAUCACAAGAUUUUGUUCCAUUCUCAAAGUCAUUCACGGCUGACGGACGCCUGCCAGGCCAUCAACAUUCUACAGUACCCUCUCAGAUACAGUUAUGUGUAUGUCCCCAUCUUGCCAGCACCAUUGGUAGAAGUCCUCAACACCCCCACUCCUUUCAUAGCAGGAGUUCAUUCAUCCCUAGCUGAAGACACUGCUGAUCUGGUGGAUGUGAUCAUUGUUGAUCUUGAUGGAGGAAGUGUCCACAUACCAGAAUGUGUCAAUCUCCCGAUGUUACCCGAGCCCAUGGUGUCUCGUGCAAAGAAAGCCCUCACCAUGAUAGAUAUAUCUUCCAUAUCUACAUUAACUUGGUCAGAAAUGGUGAUGAACUCCGACCUCCUGAUGGCAGACUAUGCAUUUCCUCCUCCUUCCCCAAAGAAACCUCCCUCACUCGAACAAAAGGAUAAAGAAAUUCGUGCAAUAUUUAUACGUUUUUUUGCUGAGCUCCUGACUGGGUACAGAUCUUGUCUGACUGUGAUUAGGAUACACCCAGAACCUUUUAUUACCUUCCACAAGGCAAACUUCCUGGGCCACAGAGGGAUGGUGGAUGAUGAGUUCCUGGUGCGGGUCCUGGAGGGGAUGGGCUUUGGUACGUUUGUGGCCGAGAGAGGGACUCCAUACAGAACCUGUGAUAUUUUUGAUGAGGUCUAUGCAAAUAUACAUGAUCAGCUGACAGAAGAAUCAGCUGACUCAGAGAAGAUUAUGGAGCACAUUAAAGAUCUAGCCAAGCAACUUAACACCAAUGAGAACCCCAAUCCCCAGCCUUAUGUACAGAAAGUUCCCAAACCAACAGACGGGGCCUACUCCAGGAUACAUCAGACACCAUUUCCUUUACUGGACAGUCAGCAUGUACACAAAAUCUUAAAGGAGGGGAUAGAAAAACAAAACCAAAAGAUGGCUGUGCGACCUAACCAGGUGCGGAUCGUUCCCAUGGGAACACCAAUCACAGCACUCGUAGACAGACAGAGGAUGAUGGACAACAAUGCAAGGCGACUCGAAGUCCUCCGUAACUGCAUUAACUUUGUAUUUGACAACAAAAUCUCUGAUGCAAGAAUUAUCUUCCCUGCUGUAUUACGAGCAUUGAAGAGUCGCGUGACUCGCCUGGCCUUGACCCAGGAGUUGAGUUAUCACAUCAGGUCCAACAGAGCUGUCCUAGAACACCAGCAGUUUGAUCUGGUGGUCAAACUCCUCAACUGUUGUCUACAGAAUGACUCCAGCAUGGACGAAAAUGGAGUGGCAGCGGCCAUCUUACCUCUGGCUACAACCUUUUGUAGGAAGCUGUGUACCGGUAUUAUCCAGUUUGCGUACACCUGUGUACAGGAACAUGCAGUGUGGCAGAACAUGCAGUUCUGGGAGGCAGCAUUUUACCAGGAUGUACAGAAACAGAUACAGCAGCUGUACGCACCGCAAUACGAGGAGAAUAACGUCAAAGAUAAAAAACACGAUAGCUUCCUAGGAUCACCCACACAUAAAAAUAAUGAGUUGAAUGUUAGUAAGAACUGCAGUAAUGGAGGCAGUGUCACACCAGAGAGAAGAUCCAGUUAUAGGGGCCGGGAGAUGGGGGCACUGGAAAUUGCUGCUGAACAGUUGAGGACCUGGUCGACCCUGAGUGAGGAGAAGAAGGAGGAGCUGAUCAGUAACGAGGAGUCCACGGUCUACAGCCAGGCUAUACACUACGCCAACAGGAUGGUCUACAUGAAGGUACCACUGGAGACUCAGAAGAGCAUCAAGCCCCUGUCUCCUGACUGGGAUAGCACCAGUAACAGCAAUAUAGCCUCCAGCCUGGCAGACAGUGAGAGUAAUGAUGCUGAGAGUGGGUAUGAUGAGAUGGAGAUAUCAGAUGUGGGUACCAGUGUUAUUAAGUUCGUGACCCGCUUUGUGGACAAGGUCUGUAAUGACAGCCGAGUGACCCCCGAGCACAUUAAGUCCCUCCAUCAGAUGAUCCCAGGGGUGGUGGCCAUGCACAUAGAGACCCUGGAGGCAGUCAACAGGGAAAGCAAAAGAUUACCUCCCAUUCAGAAGCCCAAGAUCCUGAAGCCCACUCUGUUACCAGGAGAAGAGGUGGUGAUGGACGGUCUGAGGGUGUACCUCCUCCCUGACGGUCGCGAGGAGGGGCUUGGAGGAAACAUGGGGGGUCCCACACUACUGCCAGCAGAGGGCGCCAUAUUCCUCACAAACUACAGAAUCAUAUUCAAAGGAACUCCCUGUGAUCCUCUUGCUUGUGAGCAGAUAGUGAUUCGAUCUUUCCCAAUCUCCACACUCACAAAGGAGAAGCUAGUCAAAUUACAGUACACUCCACACAUAGAUCAGCUCCCAAAGGAGGGGCUACAGCUGAGGUCCUGUAUAUUUCAGUUGAUGAAGAUAGCAUUUGAUGAAGAAGUGGUCCCAGAUGAUUUAGAGGCAUUCCGUAAACUGUCCAUGAAAUAUAGAAGCCCAACCAGUGUCUUUAUGACCUUUGCCUUUGUUGGACAAUCCAUACCUCAACCCAGUACCAUGCUGAAACCAGUGGAGAAGAAUGCCUCUCUCAAAAAUUUUGCCAAGAAGACAAUCAUGAAAACUGCCAGAAAAGCAGGGAUAGCAAAACAGAAGCCACCCAAGCGGAAAUAUGUGCUGCCUACUCCUCCUAUGGGUCGGCGAAGCAUGUCCCCAAGGUCGUCGGCGGGGUCAGACAGUGAAUCAGACCGACCUGUCAGUGAGGCCAUGGAUGACCUCUCAAUUAUAGAUGAGGGAGAAUUCAACAGGAGCUGGUUAUCUGACCCCAAGGUGAUAGAAAGGUUAAUGGAGAGGCCGGGUUACCAGGAUUAUGUUCGGCAGGGGUUCGGGGAUCCUUCUGACUCCUCCACAGUGACAGGGAAAUCCACGGAAAAAUUCAGAAUCUCCACAGUCAACUCAAACUUCUCAGUAUCUAAAAGUUACCCUGCAUUGUUGGUUGUUCCUGCCAACUUCCCAGAUGAUAGCAUAAGAAAGUUUGCCAGGACACACAGACAGUACAGAUUUCCUGUGGUGAACUGUGUGUUGUUACGGGCAAGUGGUUUCCAUGGUCGUGGUCUGAUGGGGAUGCUAAAGUCAGAUCCUGCAACAGGUACAUCUACUGGUGAGAUCUCGGCAUCCCUUCAGCAGGAGCGAUACUUCUCCUGUAUCGUGUCAGCCACUCCUAACAGUAUGAGGUCGUACAAACCCUCCUAUAGCGACUCCCUCACCAGUCUGGACUCACUCAUGUUGACGGGAGUCCAGGAAUCCUUACUAGUCCCAGAAACCCCGGAGGUGGUGCGGCGGUCCCACCCCGCGGCCACAGGGAGUCUACGUAACAUCAAUAACCCCAAAACAUCCUCUAAUCGUGACUCAGUCUACUCCAUUGCCGAGUCUAACCCCGUCACAGGCAGAAGCAGCCUAUUUUUACGGGCUGUCAACAUGUUUCGGCCGGGUGGGGCUAAAAGCUCCCCCGAACUUUUGACUUUACCACGUCGGACUCGAACAUUGAGGAACGCUUGGCCAACAUUUUCCCGCAUUGGCAGUAUUCGUGAAAAACCUCGGAUGAAUUCUAACAGUGCCACUCUAGAUUCCACCACCAUGUUACACCAGAACGGAGGGGUCAACGAGAGGUCAGAUCUACUUCAGAGCUCGGUCCAGGGCCUCAAACGCGUGGCCCUGUAUGUCCUUGGAGAAAAGGCUCAGAUGAAGGGAAUCAAGGCUGAAUCCUUUCCUAAGUGUGAUUUUAUCCCUGUGGAUUUUUAUGAGGUCAGACAUGUCAAGGCCAGCUUUAAGAAGUUAAUGAGGGCGUGUGUACCUAGUGCACCCCUCCCAGCAGAAACAGGCUUCCUCAAGCUUGUGGAGGAAUCAGAAUGGCUCUUACAGAUCCAGAACAUCAUGCAGCUGGCUGGAGCUACAGAAGACCUGCUGGAUGUACAGGGGUCGUCUGUGAUGCUGUGUCUGGAGGACGGCUGGGACUGCACCACACAGGUGGUGUCUGUGGCGCAGCUGCUCUUGGAUCCAUACUACCGCACCAUUGAAGGAUUCAAGUGUCUGGUGGAAAAAGAGUGGUUGUCAUUUGGGCAUCGCUUCACUCACCGUAGCAACCAGACAAUAGCCAAUCAUGCUAGUGGGUUUGCUCCACUGUUUCUACAGUUUCUGGAUGUAGUCCAUCAGAUUCACAACCAGUUCCCAUUGUCUUUCGAGUUUAACCAGUUCUUCCUGAGAUUUAUUGCUUACCACUAUGUGUCCAAUCGAUUCCGAACGUUCAUGAUGGACAACGAAUACGAGCGGGUGGAGGCAGGCUGGCUAAUGGAAGACAGGAGGUCGUCCAAGAUCAACCAUGAACAAGCUGAUCUAGAUGGUGGAUUUGCCACAAGGCACCAGUCUCAUCAGGGAAGCUCUAUCUGGGACUACAUAGAAAAACAUCAUCGUAAAUCUACACUGUUCAUGAACUUCUAUUAUAGCCCCUCAGACCAAGACGUAGUCCUGCGACCUUACUCCAAUAUCUCAAAUCUAAAGAUCUGGGACUACUUUCUGAAUGAGGAUCUCGCUCAUGGCCCGGCCUAUGAGAUCGAGACGACAAACAAAGAAAUCCAGAUGAGUGAGGAGGAGAAAACUGACAGCGCUGGGCAACCGCUCAUGCGGAGAAUUGUCAAUGGUUGUCAUGACAAUGUGUUCAUGCAGCAACCCAACGUGUUCAGGCAAAAGCUUCAGGAAAUACACAAGUUGGAGACAGACUUGGGACAUUUUCAACAGAAAUGGAAGACAAUUUGGGAUAAGCUUGAAUUGCCCACUGGAAAACGAGAGACUAUGCAAAGAAAUUUGUCUUUUAAUACUCAAAUUGUAAAAUCUCAUGGACGCUCAAUACACAAGCGAUCAACGUUAGAAAUUUUAGUGAAAGGAAAGAUGUUAGGUGAAGCAGCAAAAAUGUUUAGUCAGCCACACCGUUUUGAGAAGCACACCUAUACCACGCCGGCCUACUGUGACUAUUGUAGUCAGGUUCUCUGGGGACUCCUGAAGACAGGGAUGCACUGUACAGAUUGUGGAUACAACUGUCAUGAGAAAUGUCUGUCUCACGUACCAAAGAACUGUACAAAGUUAAAGAUCGUCUCAGAUUCCAGCAGUACCAACACAAGCGUAUCCAGAGUAUCCGACACAUCUACUCUUAAAAAUGAAGAGCUUCCAGUAGAAAGUGGUCCAACAUAUGCUACGUACACCCCGGCCACCACCAGCACAGAGAACAGCUGUCUCCACAAAGGCUACCUCUUCAAAAGAGGGGCCCUCCUAAAGGGAUGGAAACAGCGCUGGUUUGUCCUGGACUCCACCAAACACCAGCUGAGGUAUUAUGACUCGGAAGAAGACACAAACUGUAAAGGUUAUAUAGAGCUAUUUGACAUCCAGUCUGUACAGACCAUACGUAAUGUACAGGGGGCCCCAAAAAAGGCUGACGAAAACGCUUUCUUUGAGCUGAAAACAAAUCGCAGAAUGUACAACUUCUUGGCAGCAGACGCUAAAACCGCUCAGAGCUGGAUAGACAGGAUUCACAGCUUUAUAUGAAGAUGUGCUGGCGUAUUUAUCACACAAGUGCCCCGCUCUCAAUUCCUGCUGUAAGACAGGUGCCAUAGUCGGAACAUCACACUGCCUGUGUAUGUGUCAUUUCGGGAUUUGUACAAGUUGCAGCCCUUGAUGCUCUUCACUACCAUAGGAAAAACCCCACAAAUCUGCUGAAAUUUUUACAUUGAAUGUCAAAUAUUUCAAAACUGGCAUGUUGGGAUAAUCCAAUAAGAUGAAGGAAUACAGGAAGAAAAGAUUAAUUAACCUACAAUUUUGAAUGAAUUCACAUAUAUGCAGCUUGACUGAACUUUUUCAGAGUUUUUAAAAAGUACAAAUAGCCCUAUAAUAUAUUUCUCUACACUUUUGCAAUAGCAGCUGAAUUUAUAUAUGAACAUGUGUGUUUGAAAUCUGUGUUGAUAACUGAUUCAGAGAAUCUGGGAUCCCCUGCAGUGCUGCAAUAGCUUGGUGCUUUAUUCGUAAUGUCAGACGUUAUUCUGUGGUGUUCACCAACACAGAUCCAGGAAGGCAUGCUUGAUGCAUAAUAGCUUUGUAAAUAUGCCCAAUCUUCCCUACACCUUUAACAGAGUGGGUUGUGAUAAGCUUAUUGAUGUUUAAAAGGGAAGAUGACAUGGCUAAUGGGAUUUUUUAACAGAAAGUAGUAUAGAGUAGUGUUAAAGCAAUACUUAGACUGACACAAAGCUGAACAAACACCAAACAUAAUAUAGUACUGUGUAUCAUCUGUAUAAAAUGAUAUAUCUCAUUUAAUGUUCUAUCAUGGUGUACAAAUCAUUCAUACAGUUAUUUAUUUUUUGGAUCACUAGAUUUAGAGUGUGUCAUGAUGUUUCUGUGUACAUAGAGACCCUGUCAUAUUCCAAGAUGUAAAUAGAGAAUGUAGCGAGUUUUGUAUGCAUUCUUAUGCCCCCCCCUUCUUAUGUCCCCCCUCUUAUCCCCCUCCCCUUCUCUAUCAGAAACCUGUAUCAGGGCUGUCUUUAAUGAAGACAUUUUAUUUGUGUGAAUUUUGUCAUAUUUUGUUUGUGUAGGCUUUACAUAUUGGGUUUUCCCUACCUUACAUGUCUGCUAGUCAAAACUGAGCUAUCAGUUUCAUCUCUGACAUCAGAAAGAUCUGAUCAUUCAUUAAUCAUACCUGGAAACAGGAUACACCAAAGCUUUGAUAUUUUUUACAGAACAAAUUUCCACCCUUUCAAAGAGAAAUAACAUUGAUAUUUGCUGAAUACAAAUAUGUUAAAUCAUUUUUUAGCAUGAAAAUUCUUUUUUAUAUAACACUGAAAACCAUUUAUCUUAAGCUGUUUAAAAGUAAGGGUGACCAAGUUUUAGACUCCAUGACAUUUAUAAAUUUUAUAUUCAUUUUACCACAUACUCCUAUAUGUUUUAGUGUGAAAAAUUGUAGAUGUAAAUACUGUUGAAUGCUAGGAAUAGAGUUAAAGAUAGGUAUUAUAAUUUUCAACUUCUGAUGCAUUCAAUGAACCUGUGAAAAUGUGGAAAGCUUGCUUCAGUAUUCUUUCAUCUCUAAUGUAGAAUCUGCUCAACAUUUGUUAAUUAGAAUUAUUGAUGAGAACUUCUAAAACUUCUUCAACUUUGUUCUGUCUCAGUGUCAUAAAGAUGACUUCAUCCAGUAGGAAAUCUGUGCAAUAAUGUGUGUAAGAUUUUGUGACGGUUGAAAUAGGAGUUAACUCCCCUUGUCAGUAUUGUACAUUUUCCUCAUAGGAUUUUUAACAUUCUGAUUGUAGGCAAUAUAUUAUGUAAUGGAGGUAUUACAGAAGAGGCACUGUUUUAUUGAAUGUUUUAUGAAAAUUUAACUUGGAAAAAAAAAAGUUUAAUUUUAAUUAUACGUUUUUUUUUUUAAUGGAAGGACAACUUUUUGUCAUUAAAUUAAAAUUCAGUCAUCAGUAUUGUAUGGAUAUGUAUUUUGUAUUUAUAUGGUUUUUAAUGAAUAUGAAAAUCAUGUAUGCCUAUUUAUUUGAUUAUAAUAGAUACUCUAAAUAUUUUGAUAAAUGUAUGAAAUUUAUGCUGGUAUAGUUAAAAGUAAUAUGAAAGUGGUAAUUUAAUUAUUUCCCCUACCUUCUUCUCUACUUGUUUCCAUUAAAUAUCUAGGAUUAUUUUUUUUAAUGAAGUACAUGUAAUUUUUCUGUUUUAGAUUUGGUUAUCAGUUGAUUGAUUUUCUGUUGUUGUAGUCAUUGUUUUUCAGCUUGUAUGUAUGUUACAUACUGACAUAGGGUUCUGAAAUAAACGUCAUAAAUUAUC